Molecule: messenger RNA, 1476 nt
Organism: Prorocentrum cordatum
Lineage: Eukaryota; Dinophyceae; Prorocentrales; Prorocentraceae
Source: the annotation of a GenBank genome assembly
AUGGACGUCCGGGCGAGGGCCGCCAACACCUUCGAGUUCGCCCAGGCCGCCAUCGUGUCCUCGGAUACGGAGUUCGUCAGCUUCCCGGCGACGCUCGCCGUCGUUACCUCCAAGCUCCACCACCUGAUGGAGUUGUUGAAGUCCAACGUGCGCGUCAUCCCGCUGCACACCGACGCAGACAGCUCGCAGGUGCAAGCCAAGGCUUCCAGCAGCCUCGCCCGGUAUUCCGUUGCGCUGGCGUCGUGGCCGGGCUCGCUGGCCAACUUGGCGGACGCCGCUCCGCCCCCGCCCGGCCACGAGAUCUCGAGCCGCCUAGAGCCUAUCGCGCGCGACUGCAACGCGCUUCGCCACGUUUCGACGGCCACCUGGAUCGCCGCCAAUUCCGCGCAGAAGAUGGUCAACCCAGCCAUCGUUGCCGCCCGUGGCGCCGUCGCCGCAAAAGUAUUUGGAUUGCGCCAGUUCGCCGCGCCCGCCGAGGCCGUCGCGAGGUCCUCGCACUCAUCGAUGGUCGCCAGCUUCGACGGCUGCGCGCUGUCGUGGGCUUGCCCGAGGCCGUUGAUCCGGCUCUGCGCGAACAGGUCGCGGGCGUUCCUCGAGGGCGCCCCGUGGGCCGAGGCGCCCCCAGGGCGCCAGGUAUUGCCUCGCGCUUUGCGUUCAGAUCAGCGCCGCUGCGUUGCAGCGGCGCGCAGGGGUUCGGCCGGGACGUGCGCGAUGCUAGAACCCUUGCGCGAGAUACUCGCUCUGUGCUUUGCAGGGGGCGCCUCAGGUCCAUUCGAUGUCUCGCUGGUCAGCGCAGGCGUGGCCGACUCGGACCUUGAGGUCUCCCUGGCCCUUCUGGGCAAGUCGCCCCGCGGGUCCAAUUUAUUGUCGGGUCUCCUGUUCGAUGGUUUCACGCAGUCGAUGGAGCAUGGGCACAAAGUGUUGCCGCCCUGCAUUAACGUCAUCCAGGGCGACGGCAUCGACAUCAACUCCAUGGAGGAGGUAUACAAGGCCAUGCUCAAGAGCGGCUGGGCGGCGUCCAACGUCGGCUUCGGGAGCGGCGGGGCCCUGCUGCAGAAGCUGAAUCGCGACACGCAGAAGUGUGCCUUCAAGUGCUCGUAUGCCAAGACGGGCGAUGGCGACGUCUCGGUCUUCAAGGACCCGAUCACAGACCCGGGCAAGCAGUCGAAGAAGGGUCGCCUCACGCUGGAAAAGUCCGAGAGCGGGAGUUACAUCACCGUCACAGAUGGCAAGGGCGAUCCCAGCAAGGACCUCUUGGUGGAGAUCUUCGUCGACGGCAAGCUGCUCACGGACGACUCCUUCGCCAACAUCAGGAAACGCGCUGCUCUGUCGCCCGAGGAGGUCGAGGUCACGAAGGCGACAGGCGCGGCAAAGAUGAUCGACGACCCGUUCAGCAACCUCAUCCUGCUCACGGACUCCUACAAGUUCACGCACCACCUUCAGUACCCGCCGAACACGCAGACGAUUUACUCUUAG